Molecule: messenger RNA, 11742 nt
Organism: Bacillus rossius redtenbacheri
Lineage: Eukaryota; Metazoa; Arthropoda; Insecta; Phasmatodea; Bacillidae
Gene: oxt
Product: xylosyltransferase oxt
Exons: 16
Coding region: 7-2901 (964 amino acids)
Biological process (GO): heparan sulfate proteoglycan biosynthetic process; chondroitin sulfate proteoglycan biosynthetic process
Cellular component (GO): membrane
Molecular function (GO): protein xylosyltransferase activity
Source: RefSeq, a predicted model, not a curated record
GUAAAAAUGGUAUCGUCUAGGGCGAUGGAUAUUAGAUGGAUUCGUAGAUACCGAACAUUUUUUAUUAUCGGUAGUAUUAUAUUGUGUAUCCAAGUCUUCCUUGCACUCAAGUUUUUUCCUAUCGAAGCUCAAGGAGAGGAGCAUGCUUACGAAGUUGGGGAUCUGUCGGGACGGUAUUUCAUUGAGGCAGCACAUGACGUGAAUGGCGGAGGCUCUUUGCGGAAGGUGAAGGAUGGCUCUCUUGUCGGUGAUGACGAGGACAGUCCGAGCAACAGCAAUGCUGGCAACAGCCUCUACAACAGGCACAAAGUUCCACCGGACAAAAUGGAUCACUUCCUUGACCGGAGGCUGUCCUUGGUGGGCGGUGAGACCGUCUCCCACCGGUCGAAGCACGCCAGGGGCACGGUGGGCGGCAACUCGACGGCCGCCAGCUUGAAUCUGGAGGAGCUGGACUUUGUGCCUGUGUGCGACAUCGUCACGAAGGAAGCUGUAUCUGCGAUCCACCGUGCCAAAACACAGAGGUGCAAACAGACGAUCGCAAACAUUACGUGCCUUAUACAGCGACGGUUGCUGUACCCUCGACGCUUACCGAACUCGUGCCCAUCAAAUGGGUUUACUGCUGGGAAAUCCCUUGGUUGUUAUGAAGAUAAGAAGACUUUCCGUUUGUUGUCCGGGUAUUUUGCUAAUUUGAAGACUACAAACUCUCCACAACAUUGCAUUAAUUUGUGCCUUCAAUCUGGGUUCCAGUACGCGGGUGUGCAAUAUUCGACUGAAUGUUUCUGUGGGAACGAGGAGCCUCCGUCCACCUCGCGCCUACCAGACUCGUCAUGCAACAUGAAGUGCCCUGCUGACCCUAAGCAAGCCUGUGGUGGCCAUUACACCAUCAAUAUUUACGAGACAGGCAUUUCCAAGUUCACACCUCAAGUGCCAGUAGAAGCUUCAGAUGAGGAACGACCACCAGUGAGAAUUGCCUUCUUGUUAACGUUGAACGGGAGAGCCUUGAGGCAGGUGCGGAGACUCGUCAAAGUCUUGUUCCAUAGGGACCACUUCUUCUACAUACAUGUUGAUGCUAGACAAGACUACCUGUUCCGGGAGCUGCUGGUACUGGAACAUCAGUUCAAGAACAUUAAACUGGCGAGGCAUCGCUUCGCCACCAUCUGGGGUGGAGCGUCUUUGCUGCAAAUGUUGCUGACUUCUCUGGGAGAGCUUGUGGAGCUGGGGUGGCAGUGGGACUUCGUUAUCAACCUCAGCGAGUCUGAUUUCCCCAUAAAGAGGAAUUCGCAUCUGGUGAACUUUCUGACGGCGAACAAGGGACGCAACUUCGUGAAGUCGCACGGCCGGGAGGUGCAGCGCUUCAUCCAAAAGCAGGGCCUGGACAAGACGUUCGUGGAGUGCGACGCGCACAUGUGGCGGGCGGGGGACCGCCAGCUGCCCUGGGGGGUGCAGGUGGAUGGCGGCAGCGACUGGGUGGCCCUCUCCCGCCCCUUCGUCGAGUACGUCUCCGCGGGGCUGGCCGCCCGCACGGACCCCCUCAUCGUGGGCUUGAACACCGUCUUCAAGUACACUCUGCUGCCUGCUGAAUCAUUUUUUCAUACGGUGCUGCGGAAUUCCAACUUCUGUAACAGCUACGUGGACAACAAUCUCCACGUGACCAACUGGAAACGUAGGCUUGGCUGCAAGUGCCAGUACAAGCAUGUCGUUGACUGGUGUGGUUGCAGUCCCAAUGACUUCAAGGUUGAAGACUGGCCAAAACUACAGAUCACAGAAAAUCGCCAGUUGUUUUUUGCCCGCAAGUUUGAACCCAUCAUCAACCAAGGCAUCAUCAACCAACUAGAAGAAUGGCUCUAUGGACCUUAUCCUUCAAAUGUGGUAGGUGUGGACAGCUACUGGCAGAGUGUGUACCACCAUGCAGAUCUGAGUCCCCCUCCAGAUGAUGCGGUGGUCACCCUGAUGCACAGUCUGACGAGACACGCGACUAACCUCCUGUUCAGCUCGUCGGGGAAGAGCUGCUCCAUGACUCCUCAAAGGGUUCUCGAAGUCACGGGCUACUAUCACAAUGACUCUUUCAAGGGCUUCUUGAUCCUGUACGAGGUUUUGAUGAGCAGAAACUUAGUAAAGUUUGAAUCAUUGGUUUUUCCUCAGCAGCCUUUGUGGGUUUUGGAGAUGAUUGGUCCAUUCGAAAGACUGAAGAGUUUGUACGUUAGCUCAGAGUACGACCAAAAGGAGCAGGUCAGUCGGAACACACUCCAGGUAUUGGGGCCCUUCUCGGAGCCAGUGCUGGUCUACCAGUUGACUGCUGGAGCAGCGGUCAGCGCGGGCUCUGCUUCCUCAAACGUAACCUUCCUCUGGGUCGACCCCAUUGGCCAGCUUGCAGACGUGUCGGAAGUCCACGUGGAAGAAGGUGCAGUGAUAAGUCAAGUGAAGCCAUCGUUACACGAACCUCUGCUUCCCGGCGUGUGGGACAUUAAAAUAGUUUACAACAGCACGCUGGUUGCCCAGACACACUUCCUAGUGGUCCCACUGGAGCUGGUUUCGGGGGUCGAAGUCUCCCAGCAGCAAACCACCUUCCUGCACAGUGGGCCAGGUCAGCCGUAUGACGUGCACCACGUGCAUCUCUGGGAAAAGUUCCUCCCCAGUGCUGAGGAUCGACAGGCGAUGCACAGGAAAGCCGUGGCCAGCUCCCGCAGGUUCGGGGUUGAUCUGAAGGAAUGGAUCGACGGUUUGACCUCCAGAUUUUACAGGGUUCUGAACUCCUGUAUAGCUUUUCUUCCCACUGGGAAUGUUUGCACUGACUCACAUUUUGAGUCUUGCGAAGCCACCAUGUGGAGCUCUUUGUCAGCAGAUCCUAAAGCUACCAUUGGCUCCAUGAAUAACGUUACGGGUAGGCUAAACAGAUGGUGACGAGGAUGUAAAUGUGUUCUGCAACAAGUGAUCCCAUGUCUAAUAUACAUAGUAUAAAUUUUUAAUGUAUGAAUAACAAUACAUUGCCAUGAUACAAACUAUUUUUAUAAUGAACUGAAAAUAAUUUAAUAAUCAAGAUGGUGCUAUUUUUGUGUUGAUUGUGUGCAUGUGUGUAUGAUUGAGGAGUAUAAUAUUUGAGAUUGUUAAGUGGUAUUCAGUGCAGCAUUUUUAACUUUACUUUUAUGUGCAAUACUUUUUUUUUGUUUAGUUUAUUGUUCCAUUAGUUCUUUACUGACUGCAAUUAACUAAACAAUAAAAAGAGCUUUAGUUCAUCAUAUCAUGUUUAUUAUGUUCCAAAAUUAGAAAUUUCAUUUUGUAUGUGAAAAGAUCAAAGAAAGUAUUGUAGUAAUGUCAGUAUUAUGUUAUAGUUUUGAACAUGAAAAAUAAUAGAAAGAUAACAAGUAACAACUAUACUGUUUGUACUUGAUAGUGUUUGAGUAUAUUUCUUUGAAUGCCUCUGUAUAGAAUCAGAGAUUGUGCUCUCUCUCUCUCUCUCUCUCUCUCUCUCUCUCUCUUUUUUUUUUUCAAGCUGUGGAAUAAGAGUAAAUGUGUCUUGCCCAAAGUGAUUUUAUUGAAUGCCUCUUGAGGAAAUAUGAUUGCAUAAGUGCCCCUCGUUGUUAAUGAUUCUAGAAUCUUGACUUACAAGGACAAGAAUAUUGUGUGUGAUAGUUAGUAUUUAUUUAGUUGUUUAUGUGAAAAUAGUGACCAAAAGAGAGCUAUUGCAGCUUUUGAAAGAUGAUUUUGUAAGGAAAGUUAAAUGGUGACAGGUGUAAUAUAUAGGUGUGCAAGGCUGUGGUGUCAGAAGCAUGCAAUUACACAAAUUAGCAAAAUUCUGAUUUUACUUCACGACUUGAUUUUCAUUUACACAUUUGCACAUUUGCACAUUUAGCGUUAUUUAUAUUUUAUCGCAAUUCAAGGAAACGUGUUUGUUGUCUGGUGCAGUAACCUUUAAGAAUUUUCUAGAAAAAUGUGUUAUGCAGACCAGUUCUGUCACAUUUCAUCAAUUAUCACUUGCCCGGUGAACUGAUAAUCUGCAUGUUGCUUACAGAUAAUUCUUAAGCACAUAUAAUGCAGAUAUUUUAACAUCUGUUGGUCUUGAUUGUGUUGCACCAUUAAACUUUUUCUGCUUGGUUUUAGUGUUAUUUUUUUUGACCAUCACUUUAGGACUUUUCAACCAUAUUUGCUACUCUAAUUUCUUCUGUUUUUGUGCCACUGGGCAGUUAUUUCUUCACUUGGUUUGAACAACAAACAAUAUUGUUGGUGCGUGAGUAUGAAGGAACCUUCUGGAACCGUGUAGUUGGAAUUAUACUGUAACUUUUUUAGUGACGAACAAAUUUGCAAACAGUUUAAGAAUGCUUUUCUUCAAUCCUAAAUUCAGAAAAAAGUUAACCUCCAAAUUCAGAUUUUUUUUUCUGAUGAGUGCUCAUAAAUGUAAUGGAAUUUCUAGUGUAAUUUGGUUAGGAUGACUUUAACCAGAAUGAUGUGACUGAUUACAACAUUUAUAUAGGUACACUUGUUUAUGAUAUAAGACAACUAUUCAAGGUGUUUCUCAAUCUUUAUUACAUUUAGUAAUCUUAGAUGUUGUGUCCACUUAGAAAAUAUUGGAUUUUUUUUUUGUAAGUAAGAAAGAAUUGAGGAAACCAAUGCAUGAUCAUAUCAGGAUCAAAAAUGGAAGUUAGGCCCUCCUAAUUAGUUUCUGAACCACGGCACAGCUACAGAUUGUGCUGUAGUUACCCCUGUUAGCCUAGUCAACAUUUGCUGCAUUGAGAGAGAACAAACAUUCUAGGUGUGAUAAGGGUGGCAGUAGGUAUUUAAAGAAACCAGCGUAGCCUGUCUAUGAGUCUCACGUCUAACACAAAAGGAAUUACACUAGCAGUACAUGUUUGUAAAUUCUUUGUCACUUAAUUUUUCUUUCUCCUUAGCCAAAACCUUGUAUUUAAUCUUAUUGUUACCAGUGGAGUACAAUUUGUGCCAUUACCUCAGCUCCGCUGAUUUCCUCCUGUUUUUCCAAACUGUGGAAGUAUUAGGUACUCAUUUUCAUUCAUAACAAUGUGGCAUUUGGCAGAGUGAAGUUACUCUAGUUGAAUAGUUUAUAAAUGACUUAGAGGGAUUGUUGAUGGGAAUGUGUAAUAUUUUAUUUUACUGGUGUUAAUAAUUUUAUAGAAAAAUUGUAGUAAACUAUAUUGUGCAGUGUAGUUUUUAUAGAUAUUUGCUUUCCAACCCUUCAAUUUAUUUUUAAAAGUGAAAAUUUUUGUACAUUACUUUUUAUCCCUGUGCUGUUGUUUUCAUCAAGCCACUGUUUUCAGAACUUCACAUAUUUGCUAGUUCUGUUUAUGUGAGAGAAAAAAAAUUUCACAUACCUAUAUGUGUUUACCUAUUGGUGCAUUUGUGUGUGUGCGCCUGUGUUAAUGAGUUGAAUUAUUUUAAGUUUAGAACUAUGUAAAUAAAGCCUGCUUCAUUUAUAAAGUGACCAAAAAUAAUUUGCAGACCACCGAAAGUGUUUCAAAAAUUAUAGUUUGUUUUCUUUAUCCCCACUCUUGUUUUCAAAGUCUUGAGUGUGUUAUUUUAGCCCUGUAAGAUUUCUAUCGCAUUUAAAUAUCUGAUUUUGACGUAGAACAAAGCAUAUGGCAAGGGAAGCGAUAGGAAGCAGCGAGAAGUGCCGGAAGGGUGCCUGCUUCAUGUGCAACCUUAGCAUCUGUUUUAGUGGUUCAACUUGCACUCUGGAAGACUCGGAUUCCUCCCUGCAAUAGUGUGGCUGUCUCUGAUGACUUGAUUGUCUAAGAGAUGUAAUCCCAUCACCUAAUUGCCUGACACCCCACACCCCCUGUGAAAAGAAAAGGUGUGGCUGCGGCAGGCUGUCUCGCCGGCCAAUCACGUCGUCCAGUGUUUCUUAGGAUGUUCUUUGCUCUGUUAUACACAGGGACACGAUUAUGUGGUGAAUUGCAAUAAAACAGAAAUGACACCGCUAAGCAUGUCAAUAAAAUAUAUAAUGCUGAAAUGCAAGUUAAAAGUUAAUACACCAUUUAGCACCAAUAUUUAACUAGAAACAUAUCAAUCAGCCUUUUGACAAAAGUUAACUCAAAUUACAAAAACUUAAUGUCUUAUCAUGGUAAAAUCAUUGAAUUAAUUUAUUUAGAAUGAAUUUUGUACUAAAAUGGAUUGGAAAAAAAUUAAUAUUUUAUUGUUUGAUUUUGCAUGACUUACAUUAGUAACGCUUUUUUACAUUAAUGAUGGCACAUGUUCAAAAAAACACAAACAUUUUUGAUUAAUUUUUUUUUCUGAGUAGUUCUGUUUUAGCCAUGCUUAUUACUAAUGUUUUUACUGUAUAAGUGCAUAAGAUGUCAAUCAAAAUGAGACUAUUUUGGUAACGUGAGUAUUAAAAAAUAUUUUAUUUCCAUAUUAUUGAAUAAUAAAUUUUUUUUAGAUGAAUAAAGAGAAUUUAUAAAAAAAUAAAAACAGUAACAUGGGAGUCUCUUCUUUUAAAAACUAAAUUGAACUAAAAAUGAAACAAUACAAUCCUGUCUCUAAUUAUACAGUAUUACAGCCAGAUUGAGCAACACACAUGAUUUGGGGGGGGGGGGGGGGGGAUUUUUUAACUUUUAACUAUGUUUUGCAUGGCGAUUUGGUCAAAUUAUAGCCACCGUAUCAAAAAUUUUUAUUCAAACUGCACUGUGUUUUCAGUUAUUUAUUCAUAGCUUUCAUCAAUGUAGCAGGCUUUCCAUUAAUAUCAUCAUGCAUAUGGGUUGUAAUUUAAGUUAUUGUACUUGCCUUAAGAAUGUUUUUAAAUGUUGUUAUAUAUUUAAUUGGAUAUGUAAAUGAUUGAGGAGACCUUCACUGUGUAAAAGGUUAAUUGAAUAGUGUGUUUAAGGAUGUGUUGUUACUGCAACUUGAAAGUAAUCAAGAUAAUGUUGUUAUAGCCUGAUGGCAGAGCAAUAAAUCACAAACACUGUAUUAUAAUUUUUUUUCUGGUGAUGAACAGUUGUGGGACCAUUAAGUAAUGGAAUUAUGUAAGCACUAUGUCCACCCUUUUAAAUUGUUUUCUGCAGCUAGAUGUUGUGUGUGUGUGUGUGUUUUUUUUUUUUUUUUUUUUUUUUUAGAAGGGGGAAUGUUUCAAGUAUUUUGAGUAGUAAAAAGUGCUAAUAUUUAGAAUGCCAGAAUGUAGAAAUGUGUUGUGCGUUGCUCACUCUUGGAGCUGAACACCUGCCUGCGGUCACCGUAACCAGACACCUGAAAACUGGGAUGGGUCGAUUCCAGUUUCGAUUCUGAUUUUAAUUCCCAAUUUUACUUCCUUUCUAAAUUAAACUUGAAAUUCAAGCAAAAGGUAACCUAAAGAAUAACACUUAAGAAGUCUAAAUAUACGUACAUUUUCUGAAAAUUUACAUUUGAAAAAAUUUGCAAGUAUUGCGAACUACGUAAUUAAAAAUCAUCAAAAUCCAUGAUUUUGUGUUUUUGUGAAAUUUCUUUUUUACCAUGAUCUUUAGCAUGACUGAAGUUGGCUUUAUUUCAGACUUAUUUUUCUUCCCCUUAUUUCCCCCACCACACAUUGUGGGCAGAGCCGAGGCAUACAGGAGUAUCCAUAAAAAUGGCAAAGGCAAAAGGUACAGUACUAACCCUAAAAAGGCACAAGCCAAAAUGUACAGUACUGGCCAUAAAAAUGCAACAAUUGGAAAGAUACAGUGCAGGCCAUAAAAUUGUAUAGUACUGCCUUUGAAAAAAUGUCACAAUCCAAAUGUUACAGAACUGGCCAUAAAAAUGUCACAAUACAAAUACUACAGCAUUGGCCAUAAAAAGUGGCUCAAGUAAAUAAAUGUAGUAAAGCAUUAACAAAUGGUGAAAAGGGUACUGCACUGACCAUAAAUAUUAUGGUAAAAAGUGAACAGCAGUGGCCAUACAUAUGCAUGGUAGGAAGAGUACUGGCUAUUAAAAUUUUUGUGGUAAAAAGUAUACAGCACUGGACAUAAAAAUGGUAGAAAGCAUACAGCACUAGCCAUUAUAUGUGCAAUGUUGUAAAAAUACAACACUUACCAUAAAAAUCUUGGUAGGGAGGCACAAUAGCCCUGACCAUAAGUAAACACAAAAUUGCACACUUGUGAAUUAAAAUAAAAAAAUUAAUGUAAAAAGAUGCUGUGUACGUGUAGAGCUGAUAUGUCCUUGUGUUGUGCGAAAUGUCUGCUACACACUGAAAUUUCAAUAUUCGUGGUAUGUGGCGUACAGCACUGGCCAAAGGCCUGAACCAUCAGAAAACACAAGAUUGCACACUAGUUUUUAAGGUAAACAAUCUGUGUACGUAUAGAGCUGAUAUGCCAAUGUGUUGUGGCCUUUAGCCAGUGCUGUAUGCCACGUACCACAAAUAAUUAAAUUUCAGUGUGUAGCAGACAUUUGGCAUAACAGGAGGGGCAUAUCAACUCUAUACGUACGUUUACUUAUGGUCAUGGCCAUUGUGUCUGCCUACCAUAAUUUUUCUGUCGUAUUUUUACAACAUUGCAUUUAUAAUGACUAGUAUUGUAUGCUUUCUACCAUUUUUAUGUCCAGUGUUGUAUACUUUUUACCACAAAAAUAGCAAGUUCUAUAUAUACUCUUCCCACCAUGUACACUUUAUACCACUUGUUAUUUUUUACCAUAUUUAUUUGCUUGUGCCAAUUGUUAUGGCCUGAGCUGUACCAUUUUAUGGCCUGAGCUUUAUCUUUUGGUUUGUUCCUUUUUAUGACCAGUACUGUACAUUUUGGCUUGUGCCUUUAUUUAUGGCCAGUGCUGUAUUUUUGGCUUGUGCCAUUUAUAUGGUCAGUGUUUAGGCUUGUGCCUUUUUCAUGGCCAGAACUGUACCUUUUAGUUUGUGCCCUUUUUAUGGAUAAUGUUAUACGCUUUUGCUCCGCUCACCAUGUUGGGUGGGGGUAGUGAGGGGAAGAAAAAUAAGUCUGAAAUAAAGCCAACUUCAGCCAAGUGAUCUUUAACAGUCCGAUUUUUGUGUUUGUUGAUUUACAUCCGUGAACAUUCACAUUGAAAUUAAAACACUUUACUGAUCAUGAGAUCUUUUUCUGUUUAUCAUCAUUCAAUUCACAUUAGAUUUAAUAAUAUAAGCAAUUGUGUAAACGUCAAAUAAACAUCGACACAAAAUGUGAAAAUGAUGCAUUUUGUACAAAAAUUUGUUGAAAUAUGGAAGCAAUAUGCUAUUCACAAAAAUAAAUAUUUGGCAAUCAUUUUAAUGACUUUAUAUACACGUAAAUAUAAUUUUAACUUAACUUCUUUUAAGCAAUAAAUAUUUACGUUAAAGUAUCAAAAAUUAUAAUGGGGUAUUUAGCUUUAGUAUACGAAAGAAUAAAAAAUUAUUAUAAAUAACACGGUUUGCCAGCCUGCGUUAAAUUAUUUACUUCAACAUGACGUCAUGGUUGCUUGUGGACAUUCGAAGUGAAAGACAUUAUUUAACUAGUGGAGAGAAAAGGUACGUUGAUGUUAUAUUAAUUUAUGAAAUAAGGCUGUUAUAUUGAAAUGAGUUUCAUAUGUUUUCCCUGCAAAUACAGAAAUAUAACUUUGGUUGGUACAGUGUUGUGGAUAAAUAUAGAUGAUUGCGGUUGGGAUCUAACCUUAAAAAAUUUACCACAUUUUUAGAAUAAGUAUUAGUGCUAGGUGAGUUGCGAAAACAUUGUCAGCGUACUGGCCGUAAAAUACGCAUUUGUAGCGAGAAUCAGUUUAUGUGAAUCUAAUUUACAUCCAAAUUAUUGACCUACCAUUCUAAAUAUAUGAUUCCUUUUAUGAUACAAUUCCUCCUUACAGCUUGAGAAUCAGUGGUUUUGAUUCGAGGUAGAAUCGACGUGUCCAUUCCUACUGGAAACCUGAGAUGUCACUUUACUAAAUUAUCUCCACUGCAUUUCUCUUGGAUAUUUCUGAACACCACAACCUACCACAUCCUUUUUCUAGAGGUCAGCCAGGAUGUUUCUAAGUCUAAGAACAAGUCUCAAAUUGACAAACAUUUUACACUGCUUCAGCAUGUGGAGCACACAGUUGUGUACACACCAUCAGAAACAGUGGUCACUUGGGAUGAAAGGAAAUGAUUGUACAAGAUUGCAAUACCUACAUUUGGAAUUAAUGUGAAACAUCAUCUACAGGAUGCAACUUAACUGGUGGAAAAAAUUUAAUUAUAUUUGAUUGAGAAUAAAUAAAUUCAUUUGUUAACAAGAAGCAGCAUAUUUAUUUUUAAAAAAGGGAGGGAUCACACACAAGUUAUAAUAGCUCAGUUUGGUUCGAAACUUGCAGGAUAACAAAUAAAUAAAGCAAGUUAAAGCUUCAUAAAAUUAUAAUACGUACUGGAAUUUUUUUGUUUGAUUACCGUGUUAUCUCUUGACAUGAUAAUGUGGCAUGUAGAGCUGUCAUUUUUAUUUACUGUUUACACUAACUCAAGGGUGUUUGACAAACUAGCAGACUGCAUCCUGCAAUUUCAUGAAUUUCUGACACGUGAUAGAAGUCCUUGACAUCCUGCAACCAACGAAAGCUAGGUGCACACUAACAAACUCCAUGUGAAAACAUGCUUAAUAUAUGACAGUCAUCAGUGAUGUUGGUUCGUCAUUAUUUCGGCACACAAACACCUAUUUUAAACAUGCCACAAAUGUCAUUUGUACUCUUUACUCAAAAUAUUUUUCUCAUUUUCUAAUUGCACAAAAACUCCAAUGAAAAAAAGGCUUUUUGAAGAAAGCUGUGUUAAUGAAUUAAAGAAAAAAUAUAAAUUUGAAACAACAAUUUAUUUUGAAGCGUAAGUUUUAUAUUUAUUCUAUUCCACUUUUCCAUAUUUUCAAAGCUUCGUUCAUCCUCUGGCGGUCAGUAUAAAUUGCUUGCACACCAGUUGGAUUCGUACCUUACCAGCUGCACGGGGACACAUGUGAUACCAGAACAACCUGCUACAUCCGAAGCACGACACCAUUCCGAGUGGGCCGCAGCACGGCAGGAGUGAGCACACAUCUGCACAUUCCCAUGGACAGGUUGCGAAAAAUUGUGAUCUCGUGCAACAGCUGCCUAACGUGGCUGGCCGAUAAACUCAUGGUCUGAAACAGCCUGGCCUCACCUGAUUCUCAAUAUUUUGUUUAGCCCCACUAAUAAAAAUAUUCAAAACAUUAAAAUACUGAUUGACCAUAAAAAGUUUUCAUUACAUCAUUAUUAACCAGAUCUGGUAUUUGAAUAAGCUGUGAUCGUUAUCGCCAUUUUUUCGCACCCUGAUAAUGGUUCAAGGCCUAGUCUGAAAUUUUCCACAACCUGCCGGUUGGGAAUACUGAUCUAAAACACAGCCUGACACUGUUUUGUUGGUGGUUGUCUGUUUCUUAUUCUGGAUGUUUGUAAAAAAAAAAUAUUUAGUAUCACAUCUGUGAUAAGGAAUUUCAUACCGCUGUGCAGAAAAGAAGAAGAAAUGUAAUGUAUUAGCAUUGAAUUUGUAGAUAUAAGCUAAUCACAAUAAUAUUACUGCAAGGCCAAUGCAAACUGACUUUCUGGCUUUCAGAGAUCUUAUAAAAGAAAGCUCUGUGAUGUAAUUUGUUAUCCAAUCACAUCUCCCAAUUGAAAAUUUAGUUGCUUAAAAACAUUUUUAACCAUUGUAUUAACUGCAAAAUAUCAUUGUAAAAUCUUCAAAAUUUCUUUUAGCCAGAGAUUUAUUUUAAAAAAAUUGUUUUGUAAGGGAUAUAUUGUUCUUCUAAAUAAGUGCAUUUUUAAUUAUAGACUGUACUCUGUUAUAAAAUGUUAUUUACUUGUACAUAUUUGUAAGUAUUUUUCAAUACAGAAUAAAUCCAAACUGUUUUUUAA